Melanaphis sacchari is the source of this 2608-nucleotide messenger RNA. RefSeq lists its product as uncharacterized. The record is from RefSeq and is a predicted model, not a curated record. Gene Ontology annotation, cellular component: endoplasmic reticulum. The coding region runs from base 830 to 2059 and encodes 409 amino acids. The transcript has 5 exons. Lineage: Eukaryota; Metazoa; Arthropoda; Insecta; Hemiptera; Aphididae. Gene Ontology annotation, molecular function: oxidoreductase activity.
UAUCCUUAUUACCGACUUUUUUUCUCUAACCAACGUUUUUCAUUUAUCUGUGACCACUGUUCUUAUAUAUCUUUCAUUUAUCUUCAUUUAGAACUUUCCCUACUAUGCUUUUCUCCUUUUUGGCUUUCAUUCGAUUAUAAUAACAUUUUCAACGAUAAAAAUUAUUUUUCCUUUUUGAAUAUCUCAUUAGUUUUUUUUUUUUCUAUAAAGUGUGACUAUUCUAACUUAUGACUAUAUUAACUUUAUAUUAUAUUCGCACAUAUUAUAAAAGCCACGGCUUUUUCUUUAUUGAGCACUUACAUUUUUAAUGAUAAUUCAGCACAAAUAAUUCUAUAUACAAAAAUAAUAAAUACAUUUGGGGUGAUAUCUAUAUAUCUUAUACCACUGAGAACGGAAAAUUAAUUAUCUAUUUAUCGGCUACUGUUAGCUGUCAAUACGCCACUGCAAUUGCAGUACAUACUAUUUAAAUAAAAUUCACAUGAAAUAGUGGUGAUGGUAAUGGUGCGUGUAAAAUAGUCCUUAAUAUGUUAAUGAUAAUGUGUGUGUUAAAUACAUGUUGGUGAUCGAGUGCGUAGAAUCGUUUGAUUAUGACGUCCGUGUGUUUAGCGUCACGCGAUUUACAAUUUAGUCGUGCGUGAGUGCGUGCGACCAAACUGUAUAUAUAUACAUAUAUUAUAUAUAUAGUACAUAUAAUAUACGGAAAAAAUGAUUUUAAUAAAUAAAUCAUUUUUAAUUUCGUCGUUCAUGGAAUUAAGUGUCGAGACCAUCUAUCGUUACUCAUGUACACAAUUGUAUCAUAAAUCCCUAACACUUGGCCAUCAAUCACGGAAUGGACGUGCUGUUAGUUGGACGAAACCCGGACAAGCUGCGAGCUGUUGCCCGACUGAUAAGAAAAGAAUCAGCCGGCCGGCGGCGGGUAAUGACGGUGGUGGCGGACUUUGCGGAAGAUCCGGUGGCGCGGAACGAGACAGACGACGACGCGGGACAGCGGGGCGAUAACAGCACCAUCCUCCCGGAACUGCAGCCGGACGGUGGCCAGGACGACGACGUGGGCGACCGAUGUUUCUGCAAGAGCGACGGACAACGGCCAGCCCGUCUCCAGUGCCCUCUGUGGUAUCGGAGGCUUAGGGCCGUUGUCGAGGGCCGGUUGCAACCGACCGGAGGCGUGGGUGUACUCGUGAACUGCGCAGGCGCGUGUUAUCCGCAUCCCGAGUUCUUUGCGGGUAUGACAGCCGACAACGACGUUGCAUCCGGAAACGGCGACGGGCCGGUGCAGUUCACGGCCGAUUAUUGCGGUAACGCCGAUGUGGCCGUCCGGUGCAACGUGGCCGGGGCGGUGCACACGUGCCGUCUCGUCCUGCCCGGCAUGUUGGCCCGCGGUCGGGGCCUAGUGAUCAACGUGGGCAGCGCGUCGGCGUCUAUACCGCCGGCCACGCCACUGAUGGCCUUGUACGCCGCCACAAAGAAAUUUCUGGAGAAGCUAUCGUCCGACCUGGACGAUGAGUGCGCGUAUUUGACCAAAGGACGUGACGGCGGAAACGAUGGUUACGGCGUCCGAGUGCAGUGCGUCAGGCCCGCGUACGUAGCCACGGCCAUGUUGCGGUCCGCCAACCCGGACGUUCGCGUGGUAUCCGGUUGCGACGACGGACACGGUGACGAGGAUGACGACGAGGAAGAGUACGACGACGACGACAACUACGGUGACGGAUGCUGGUGGACUUCCAGGAGGAAGCGAUUGGAGGCUCGUGUCCAGCGUUGGCUGGUACCGUCGGCCCGCCGGUGGGUACGGUCCGCGCUCCGGCAAGGAGGGCGAUUAUAUGCCCGUGGCCCGGAUUCGGGACCGGCCAACUACACUGGAUACUGGCCUCACACUCUGUUGGUAUGGUGCGCGGGGUUGGCUAGCGCCGUGACGCCUCGUCGGUGGUUCGUCGACCGAGUGCUGAUCGCGGGAAUGCUCGUGUAUCGUAUUAAGGGGCGAGCGGCCAUUGCGGCGGAAGAUAAAAGGAAACGCACCACAGCGGCAGGGGUGCGGCAGGACAAUGCGAGGACGACAAAUUGACAUAAAUACGUCAUUGUGUAAAACACCGUGAUGCAGUGGUGAGAGUGGCUACACACAAUUACUGGGGUGGAGAUUAACGGAAGUGGCAGCUGCAACGUCUGUGGAUCACGGCACACUGACGUGGCGGUCAAACACAACAACAGUGGCGGGAAACGCAGGCGGUGGAGGAUAAAUAGAUCUCUAAAUUAUUAUUAAACGUACAUUCAGCACUAUAUAGCAAUCGAAAUCCCCAUCACAUCAUUUACCGGCAUAAUACAUUAAUUAGUGAUUACGUUUCUCUUACAGUUCUGGUAGUAUACCUCGGGAUUAGUCAUGGCCUACGGAAUCGGUAAUUUUUUUUUUGUAUUCUUUAGAUUUACAGGUUACGCGAACCCCUUUGAAAUGAUUGUAAUUACAAUAUUAUGUGUCACCCCCCGUUACCAAAAGAUAAAAUUGUCUAGUUACCUAUUUACUUACAGAAAUUGUUAUAGAAUAUCAAGUAUUUUAUUAUUAAGCACAGAUUAAAUAUUAUGCACUUGUUAUACCAUUCUACUAAAAUAUUAUAAUUAU